CUCAGCACCAUGAGCAGCACCCCGAGGGAUGCCCAGGCCCCCAGCCACCGUGAGUGCCUCCUGCCUUCUGUGGCCCGGGCCCCCUCUGUUACCCAGGUCCCGCCGGCCAAGAAGAUAACCUUCCUCAAGCGAGGGGAUCCCCGGUUUGCUGGGGUUCGCCUGGCCGUCCACCAGCGCGCCUUCAGGAGCUUUGGGGCACUGAUGGAUGAGCUCUCUCAGCGUGUGCCGCUCUCUUUUGGGGUGCGCUCCGUCACCACGCCCAGGGGCCUGCACGGCCUCAGUGCCCUGGAGCAGCUGCAGGAUGGUGGCUGCUACCUCUGCUCGGAUAAGAGGCCCCCCACGACCCCCAGCGGGCCAUGCUGGCCACGGGGAAGAAGCCCUUCUGCCUCACAUUCGCAGAAUUUUGAAGGCCGCUGUGAGGGUCCAGGAACACCCUCUUCCUGCAAAAGUCUCAAAACCCCGCGGAGGAUAACACUGGUUAAGAACGGGGACCCUCGGGUCCAGCAGACAGUGGUGCUCAGCCACAGAAACAUGAGGAACCUGACAGCUUUUCUCAGCAGAGCCUCGGAUCUUCUGCACUUUCCCGUGAAGCAGGUGUACACAACCAGUGGGAGAAAGGUGGACACGCUGAAGGCUCUGCUGCGAAGCCCCUCGGUGCUGGUAUGCGCGAGUCACGAGCCCUUCAGAACUCUGGCAAUGGAAGAUGUCCGAAGAAAUGGAAUGGAAACUCUAUCUGGGCAGAUUUUAAGGAACAAAAACGGGAGCUGGGGGCCCAAGGCCAAGCAGAGCGUGAUCCACGAGCGGUCCAGGCCGGCCAGCAGGCCCAGGCAGUUUUCCCUGCUGUCAGAGAGGUCUGGGCUCAGCGACCCCUCGGUGUCCCUGCCUCCUGACUGCAUGGACCCUGUUCCUGACAGGCACCCUCAGGACAUGCCUGUCCACCUCAGCCCAUUGGUGGCCGGUGAUGACUUUGAGAAGAAUGUCCGCAUGAACGAGGAUGGCAGCCUGUCUGUGGAGAUGAAAGUCCGUUUCCACCUGUUGGGGGAGGACCCGCUGCUGUGGUCCAGGAGGGUCAGGGCGACCAGCACCCUCUCGGUGGCCGGUGGGGAGCGCCCCGUCCUGGGGGAGGCAGAACCCCUUGGUCAUGUGUGGAAGGGCCACUCUGGGGACCCUUCAGAGCCUGGGGCACAGGGACUGGGGUCCUGCCAGGCAGGAGGCGUGGGGGCCUUUGACCGAGGCCGGUGGCAGCAGGGCUCUGGAUAUGAGAUCUGGAUGAAUCCCCUGUUUACCUCCCAGGGGGAGCGGGCGGCCUCUCCGAGGAGGUCUGGACAGACCCACCACGCCUGCUCCAGGGUUCCCCGGAGCCAGGGGGCCAUCAUCAGGAAAAGAAGGAGCAGGGAUAGUGUCAGCCCUGCCUCCAGUGACAGACCCCCCGAGGGCUCUGAACCAAAUUCUUCCUGCUGCUCUAGGUCCCUGGAGGAUGGCGUCAGCAACUAUGGCCCACAUCUGGCCUCCAGGGCUGGUGAGGGCACAGGCCAGGGUGCCACACCGUGUGGCAGGGAGCACCAUCACUGCCUGAACCCUGGGGCCUGUGGCCUGGCAGAUGCUCCUCCUGACACCUGGAUGAGCGCUGGGUCUCAUGAGGAGUCCAGUGAAAGGGGUGAGCCACCCCAGGCCUCCCCCAGCAAGAGUAGCAGGGCCACGACUUCCUGGGGGGCCACCCAGCCGGGAGGCCCUGGUUCCCUCACCCUCACCGUGAGCCCCUCAUCUUUAAGGAAUGAGGAUGCAGAGGCAGAGGAGAGUGGGCCGGGCACCCAGGACAGGAGCGGGUCUGGGGUGAGUUUGUCCUUGUCUCCAGGCCCAGCUAGCUCUGGGGACAGGGCAGGUGGCCGGUCCCCAGCUUCUGCCCGCGCCUCAACCCUGGGUGGGAGCAGAAAGCAGGAGGGCAGAGCAGGCGCCCUGUCCUCACCCAGCAUUUCUGGUCUCAGCCAAAGGGCCCAGAGGGGCCGCCCCAAGCAGCGCCACCACCCAAAAGACCCCCAGUGCCCACUGGACUCUCCUGUGUCCAGGCCGGUGCCAAGGCCGCCCAGCAGAGCCAGGGCCUGUCCAGAAGGCCCAGCCCCUGGCCUUUCUGGAAGCCCCAGUAGUGCCAGGAAGCCAGGUUCCUGGUUCUCUGCCUCUCUUCACUCCCAGGACGCGCGGGGGCUCAGCAGCAUUGCCAUUACCCCCGUGAGCAAUUCUGACAGCACUCCCAAUCUCUACUCCCCAAACUCACCCUCCGCUGAGACUGAAGGGGGCCCUGGGUUCCAGGCGUGCUCACCGGCUCCCACACCUUCAAACACAUCCGGCUCUUUCAACUCCCACACUGAACAGGCAGAGGGUGACAGUCCCAAGCCUCCCUGGCCCUUGGUCCUGCCAGUUGAGAGGCCUGAGGGAGGGAGGCUGGGAUCACACCGAGGCAGCUGCUGUUCACAGCUAAGCACGUGGUCACUGGCCCACAGGUCCCCUGGGAAAACACAAGCGCUGCCGGCCUCUCGGCCUGGGGGCUGCCAGGGGCCCUCCUCCAGGGCCUGCCUGGCGUGCAGUAGGUUCUGUCCCAUGCCCCCCAUGCCACGGCCUUCUGGCAAGAGGCAUCCUCCCCGUGGCCACAGCCAGAGCGAGGGCAACCCCAGUGCUGAUGGAGGGGUGGGCGGGGAAGGGGAGGGGGAGGAAAAGCUGGACGUGUGUCACUCUCAGGCCCCCAGCUCUCAGGAAGGGCCCUCAGGGGAAGCAGUCAGAGCCGUGAGAAGGGGCAGCCCCUGCCGAGGUCCCAGGCUCAGAAAGUUCCAGGGGCAGGAUGCGGAUGGAGGGGAGGGCCUGGAGGAGCAGGCGGAGGAUGGUGGCAUGAUGCUGGGUGCCCUGCCCCGAGCCUCCCCGGAAGCUGUGGUCCGGGCCUGGCUGAGCAACAUCCCAGAGGAGCCCCUGAAAUAUGAGAUGGUGGAUGAGGGCGAGGAUGUGGCUGGGCUGGACCCUGAAGGCCUCGAGGGGGACCCAGUUUCCACACGCUCCCCAGAUGACCUGGAAAGUUCAAUUCAGGCCAGACAGCCAUCCCUGGCAGAGGCCACCAGUGAGAAAGCAGAACCAGAUGGAGUGCUCCCGGUGCCUGGCAGUGCCAGCCCCACAUCAGGAACAGGCCUUCCUGGCAGCAAAGUCUCAGAAGCCCCUCCAGAGGCUGAAACAGGAAAAGGGGCAGCUGUGGACCAUGGGAUGGGCCAGGGCAGGCUUCCCAGCACAAUCUCUGCCUCCGUACAGAUCGUAAAGGUGCUGAAGGGCUCUGAGCAGGGCCGGCCCAGCAGCCUCCCUGAAGUGUCCAGCUCAGAGGGCAGGAGGCUUGGCCGCUCGGCCCUGGCCCUCAUCACCUGUCUUGCCAGGCUCCACUUCUUUGAUGAUGACCUUGGGUCUUCCACUGGCCAAGUGAGGUUCCUGGACUCUCCCCGGUACCAAGAGCUCCUGAGCACCUUCCAGGCCUUAUGGCCGGGGAGUGGGCUUGGGCACAGGGACCUGGUCUCUGGCCUCCAGGAGCUCGGCUGGUGCCAGGCCCUGAGGGACCUCAGAUCACACGCUGCAACUGAGGACUUCACGCCAACGUCCUCCUCUGGUGUGGAUGUUGGCAGUGGCUCUGGAGGCUCAGGGGAGGGCAGUGGACCCUGUGCUGUGGACUGUGCCCUGGUCCCUGAGAGGAUGGAGCUGCCCUUAAAUGUCUCCUGCCAGAGGCCUGAUUCUGGAACCUCCGUUAACCCAGAGGUUCCAGGAGACCAUCAGCCGAGUGGCUCUUGUGACACCAGUGAGGAUGGGGCAGAAAGGAACAGCGGGGAGCAGACAUUGGGCAGUGACCUGGCUGGAGGAGCUGAAAACAUAAUGAAAGAAGAGGGGGUACAGUUAGAGGAAAUACAAGAAGAAAAAGAAAGAGCGGAACUGCAAGAAGAGGCUGCCAAAGGGUGUCCAGAAGAGGGAGGAUCUGUGGGAAAAGAACUGCCAGGGGCGGGCUCUCAGAAUGGGGCGGGGGCUCAGGAAGAUGCCAUCCUGCAGGAAAAGGAGGCAGGAGGCCUUGUCUCGGCCACGCUGAGCCCUCCAGGGAGGAGAGAGAGCCCGACAGAGCCCCCUGGGAGCCUCGGUGAGAGGAACUCGGACGCCAGUGGGAGUCAAAGUGGACCCAAAGCUGAGCCUGCUUUGGAGAAGUUGCCCAGAGCAGCAGAGACAGGCGGUGGGCAAACCCAGGCCAAGCUCCACCAGGGGGCUGGCGAGAGGGGCACGUCCACAGCCCGCCGAGGGUCUCUAGGACCUGACGCCCUCUGGGUGUCCAGGCUGCUGAAGAAGAUGGAGAAGGCCUUCCUGGACCAUCUCGCCAGUGCUACGGCUGAGCUCCGAGCCCGCUGGGGCCUGCAGAGCAACGACCUGCUGGACCAGAUGGUGGCCGAGCUGCAGCAGGACAUGGGCCGGCGGCUCCAGGACAGCACCGAGAGGGAGCUUCACAAGAUCCAGAGCUGGGCCGGGGGCACGGCCCUGGGGCUGCCCAGAGAAGCCCUCCGCUGGGAGGCAUCCCUGCAGACAGAGCAGCGCAGAUGGCGCCUCCGGGGCCUGCACAACCUCUCUGCCUUCUCGGAGCAGAUGCAAGGCUGGGGUCCUCUGUCCUUCUCCCUGGAGGAUGUGCCAACCUUCAGAGGGGCCCUGGGGACCCAACUUGGGGAGGAGGCCGAGGGGGAAGAGUUCUGCCCCUGCGAGGCCUGCAUGAGGAAGAAAGCAGUUCCUGUGUCCCCAAGGGAGGCGGUGGCGGCCAGCAGCGCACCCAUCAGAGAGGCCUUCGACCUGCAGCAGAUUCUGCAGAAGAGGAAAGCAGGGUGUGCUGACGGGGGGACAGCAGAGGUGGCUCCUGCCAAGAGAGGGAUGGAGCCCCUUCGGAGGGACCCCUCAGGGAUGGACACUGUCCAGGGAUCAGGCCAGGGCCCUGGGGCAGAGGAGGGGGACAAGGGUGAGGGCAGCCAGACCCUUGGCAGAGACGAAGGUGCCCGGAAAGCAGAGGAGGCAGCUACUCAGGAGAGGGGAGGGGAAACAGAGCCCUGUGUGGGCAGCGACCCGGAGCAGGGCGUCGGGAAGGAGGAAGAAAACACGGACAGGGGCUCUGGGGCUGAGGACACUCAGGAGGGCAAAACCUCAGGAGGAGGUGAUCGUGGUCCAGGAGAACAGGAUGCUGGUGCCUGCACCUCAGAGGCCCAGGAAGCUGAAGGGGAGGAAGAGCCAGAGUCAGGACGAAGUCAAGGGGAGAGAGAAGGGGGUGCUCGGGCUGGACAGUCAGGUGAAGCUUCUGGAAGUAGCAGCCCAGACCCAGAGGGGAGGCCCGUGCUGUCCCCAGCCCCAGAGGCAGACACUCCCUGCCAGAGGUCAGGCCCAAAGUCAGGCCUCUCCUCCUGCAGCACGGCAUCUCUGGAAACCUGCUCCCAGCUCUCUCAGAAAGGCUCUGAGGACGAGUCUUCAAGCAGACACACCAGGAACAUGGAAGAUGAGUCCAAGGACAUCCCUGAUCCAGAGAAAAAAGUCACAGGCGUGCAUACAGAAAGCUCCACUUCUGAGCAAGAAGGGACCCCCUUGGGCUUAAGGACCCGAGAGAUAGAGACAGAGGAAGACCAGGCUCCAGAGCAGGAGGAAGAGGAAGACCAGGCUCCAGAGCAGGGAGCAGAGGGAAACCAAGCUCCAGAGCAGGAGGAAGAGGAAGACCAGGCUCCAGAGCAGGAAGAAGAGGAAGACCAGGCUCCAGAGCAGGGAACAGAGGAAGACCAGGCUCCAGAGCAGGAAGAAGAGGAAGACCAGGCUCCAGAACAGGGAGCAGAGGAAGACCAGGCUCCAGAACAGGGAGCAGAGGAAGACCAGGCUCCAGAACAGGGAGCAGAGGAAGACCAGGCUCCUGAGCAGGGAGCAGAGGAAGACCAGGCUCCAGAACAGGGAGCAGAGGAAGACCAGGCUCCAGAACAGGGAGCAGAGGAAGACCAGGCUUCAGAGCAGGGAGCAGAGGAAGACCAGGCUCCAGAACAGGAAGAAGAGGAAGACCAGGCUCCAGAGCAGGAAGAAGAGGAAGACCAGGCUCCAGAACAGGGAGCAGAGGAAGACCAGGCUCCAGAGCAGGAGGAGGAAGACCAGGCUCCAGAACAGGAAGAAGAGGAAGACCAGGCCUGCCUGGGUGUCCUGCCUGUGCAGGGGGGUGGUGUCGAUGACCACCACUGCCCCCCCCCGCCCCCGCUGGGUGUGGGACAGACCAGAGAGCUGGAGAGCCCCGCCUCCGUGGAGGCCCCGCCUCCGUGGAGGCCCCGCCUCCGUGGAGGCCCCGCCUCCGUGGAGGCCCCGCCUCCGUGGAGGCCCCGCCUCCGUGGAGGCCCCGCCUCCGUGCCCUCAUAA
Messenger RNA from Sus scrofa (pig), 6423 nucleotides. NCBI's taxonomy places the organism in Eukaryota, Metazoa, Chordata, Mammalia, Artiodactyla, Suidae. The record is from RefSeq and is a predicted model, not a curated record.